AUGCCUUUUUUCGAAGGGGCAUCCGAAAUUUCGAUUCGACAGCCUGUUUUCAACGAAGUCGGUAGAGAUCAGGUCAAUAAUCACUACCAUGUUAUUCAGGAGGAGAAACAAUAUACUAUUUAUGAUGAGUUCAGAACCAUAAGGCUUGGAGAUGUGGAGAUGAUCCAGAAGCUCGGGGAUGUAACUUUUCGCAAGCAGGGUGGGGUACUCAGAACAACGUUCACUGCCACUGUUCAUUCUGGUCAAGGUUCAAAAUGUACAGUGUUAUCGUAUAGCGGACCUGAUGCAGAGGAGCAAUGGGAGAGGGACUUUAGACAGAUCUCUGGGCUACAGUGCGUUCAAAACAUUCCUGGGGAUUCUCCUGAACUAGCGACAGAAAUACACAAAUAA
Molecule: messenger RNA, 390 nt
Organism: Marasmius oreades (fairy-ring Marasmius)
Lineage: Eukaryota; Fungi; Basidiomycota; Agaricomycetes; Agaricales; Marasmiaceae
Exons: 3
Coding region: 1-390 (129 amino acids)
Source: RefSeq, a predicted model, not a curated record